AUGUCUAGUGGAGAAGAUUUGAUAUCGUCGUUGUAUCCUCCGCCUCCGCCGUUUUUCAAAUUUUUCACUGUGGAAAACUUGUCGAAACUUGAAGAAUGGAAGGUGAAACAAAAAAGGAAAGGAGAAGCUAAAGGUGGAGAAGCUGAAGGAAAAGAAGCUAAAGGAGAAGAAGCUAAAGGAGAAGAAGCUAAAGAAGGAGGCGCUGAAGGGGAAGAGGGAGGUGGUGCUAAAGGAGGCGCUGAAGGGGAAGAGGGAGGUGGUGCUAAAGGAGGCGCUGAAGAGGAAGAAGGAGGUGACGCUGAAGGGAAAGAAGGAGGAGGUGCUAAAGGAGGUGCUAAAGGGGAAGAAGGAGGUGGUGGUGAAGGUGGUGAAGAGGAAGAAGGAGGUGGUGCUAAAGGAGGCGCUGAAGGGGAAGAAGGAGGUGGUGGUGAAGGUGGUGAAGGUGCUCCUGGAGAGCUACGGUUUUUGAUCCCUCCAGAGUUGCCUCCAGGCACACAGUAUAGAGGCUAUGGAAAUAUAUGGUCUUUUCAAGACAAAUUACCCGACUUGAAAGAUACCGAGUGGAAACAGCUAUAUAAUGAUGAGAAUUUAACCUCAAAGACCAAAAUCGCUGAACUACACAAGAUCAUGGAUUCAUUAUUGAUCAAUUUUUUGGAACUUAUUGGUAUACUAAGUAUAGACCCUCAACAAUUCGAACCAAAGUUGAAGGAUAUUAGUCUAUUAUUGAUCAAUUUUAAUCAUUUGUUAAACACUUAUCGUCCACAUCAAAGUAGGGAAAGCUUGAUCAUGUUGUUGAAAAACCAAAUUGACCAUAAAAAUGGUGAAAUCGAGGAGAUCGACCGAGUGUGCCACAGUGUAAAGGAGAAGAUUAAAAAUUUGGUCGAGGAUCUGGAUAUAGACAUGACGUCCGAUGCUGAAGAGGAAGAGAUUACAGAAAUAAAAAGAACAGACAUUGUAGCCAAGUUUCUACUGAAUUCUUGA
Messenger RNA from Lodderomyces oxycetoniae, 981 nucleotides. It is a transcript of the gene MED7, whose product is annotated as mediator complex subunit. NCBI's taxonomy places the organism in Eukaryota, Fungi, Ascomycota, Pichiomycetes, Serinales, Debaryomycetaceae. Gene Ontology annotation, cellular component: mediator complex; core mediator complex. Gene Ontology annotation, molecular function: transcription coregulator activity. The transcript has a single exon. Gene Ontology annotation, biological process: regulation of transcription by RNA polymerase II. Bases 1 to 981 code for a protein of 326 amino acids. The record is from RefSeq and is a predicted model, not a curated record.